GACGUCAAAAUGUCUGUGCGAGACGAGCAGCUUAUGGCUUAGCUUGAAAGCUAACUGCUUAGUUUUGUUUUUUGGUUUAGUUUCGCUUUUGUUUCGUUUGGCGGCCCGGACAUUGUAUUAGAUGGGGUUCAAUAGCUUACCAUGAAACUCCGGGUGCAGAAUGACAGGUGAGCCGGAGCUUCCACACAGCUGCUUAUGUGGCCCGGUAGCAUCUGGUAGCUGCUAAUGCUAACGGCGACUCGGAGUGAUUGCAGAAGAGCACUGAAACUGAGGGAGUCUCCUACUGUAAUGCAGCCGAAUUCAAGUGAGCGGGGUGCUCAUGCAGGAAAUGGUUUAUCCCUGACUCUGCAACCGGAGCUUCUCACCAGGACACCGGCCCCUGGUACUGUUGCUGCUGCAGCUGCUGCCAGCCCUGAGAGCAAUGAGGUGCGGGUACCCAUGAACAGUGGGUCUGGGGAGUCCAGUGGAGGUACGUCAUCCAGGAGGUCCAGAGUCAACUCCCACGGCCACUCCCAUUCACAUUCACAUGGACACAAUCGAGCGCAGCACCACUCCAAUUCAGAGCCUGAGCUUGACCCGCCUGACUCUGAUAUGGACUCAGGAGAACCCAGUACCUCCAUGUCUGAGCUCCGCUGUCUCUUUCGCUGGCUGCAAAAGAGUCUUCCUUUCCUCAUCAUACUGUGUGCUAAACUGAUCAUCCAACAUGCUCUUGGACUAGCAGUUGGGGUCGGCCUCUUCACAACUUUUUUAUAUGUGAAUAAAAACAUUCAAACUCAAGUCUUUCUUCAGGAUCGACACUCAAAGCUGCAGUGUGCGUGGCUGCUGUUCUUCCUGAUCUCUUCCACCCUCCUGCUUUACUACACCUUUCUCACUGAGACACUUUACCACUGCCUCGUCUUCCUCAGCCCGACUAUUGAGCCGCUGGGAUUCUGGGAGGUUUUAUGGGCAGUCGGCAUCACCAACUUCGUAAUAAAGUUCCUAUUUAUGGGGAUAAAGUGCCUUAUUCUGCUGCUGCCCUCUUCACUGGUGACCUACAGAGCUCAGGGGCGGUUGCUGAUGCAGACUGAGGAGCUUGGUCAGGUCCACCAGAGCAUUGCUCCUGUUUCACUGUGGUUCCGCUACCUGGUCACCUACCAGGAGGCUGACGGCACCCCUGGACUCACACUGGGGGUUUUGCUGGCUUUGCUCUACCUCAUACUGAAGCUUUUAGCAUUGUACGGACAGUGGACGUCUUUACUGAAAACUGUGAGGAUAUUUCUAAAUGGCGAGCAUACAGGCACAGCAGCCACUAGGAGUCAGUGCAGCGAGGCUGGAGACGUCUGCCCCAUCUGUCAGGGAGAGUACAGGGAGCCUCGGGCUCUGCUCUGUCAGCACAUAUUCUGUGACGAAUGCAUCGCUCUGUGGUUUAACCGGGAGAAGAGUUGCCCUCUCUGCCGCACUGUGAUCACAGAGAAGGUCUACAAAUGGAGGGAUGGAGCCACAUCUCCACACCUGCAGAUUUAUUGAGUAAUAAGGCACGGGUGGGGAAUUUUGGGUUGGGGAUGUUGAUAUUAGCUUGUAUUUAAUGUGAUUUCUUUUUUUUCUGGCUGUCAAACUCCACUGACAAGUAAUGUUGUACACACUGUUGAUUUAUUGGCAAAGGGCUGUGCCCCCUGAGGGCUGAGGUCAGUAAGGACCCACAACGACCAGUAUGUCCCUACUAGUCACGCUUAUAGACAACUGAAAGUUGAUUGUUUUUUCAUGCCCUCAAGUGUUUUUUUACUUUUCUAUUUUCAGUUGUUUCCUCUUGUGUUGUGUUGCUUUGUUCACCUUUGAUCUUGUCUAUAGGACAAAUAUAAAUUUUCCUCAUGGGGCUGCAAGUUGUUCAACUAUAAAUAUGGGAGGGGAGAGAAAUAUAUAUAAAUGAGUAUUUUAAACCGUUUUCCUUUUAUCACAAGAUUGAAAAACAUACAACACACAAAUCCUUUCUUAUCCAGUGUUUCUAAAUGUUUGGAAGCGAUUUUUCUGAUUUGUAUCAAUAAAUUGUGUAGAGGUUAGCAGCCACAUACAAACCUCUAAUCGAAAGUGCUUGCCGAAAUUCUGUUUUAGAUGCAUCUUUCAACUUGAAAGGGUUCAAAUAAAUGUGAGAUUGGAGGGCUGACAACUAGCAUACUGCAAAAGGAAGCCAUAAUAAUGACCACACCUUUCCCAGCCUGCAUCCAGGCACUGAGGAUGGACACGGCAGGCUCAAUACAGUUUGCCUUUUGCUUUCAGUGACUAUUUUUUAAUGGCUGAUUCAAAAAAAAAAAAAAAAAAAAAAAAAAAGGAUGUAACUGAGCUUGUGAGAUUGAUUUACACAUAAAUUAUUUUUCUAUAGAGGCAAUGUAGCCUCGUUUUGUAAAAAAAAAAACCAAAGACUGGGAGAAGCAUCUAUUUUAUUAUGUAUGAAAUUCAUUUCACUGUUAUUUUUCCCAUUUAGAUCCAUAAACUAUCCGAAUAAACAUCUACAUUUGAAUGACAUUUGUGA
Scomber scombrus (Atlantic mackerel) is the source of this 2506-nucleotide messenger RNA. It is a transcript of the gene rnft1, whose product is annotated as ring finger protein, transmembrane 1. NCBI's taxonomy places the organism in Eukaryota, Metazoa, Chordata, Actinopteri, Scombriformes, Scombridae. The coding region runs from base 226 to 1506 and encodes 426 amino acids. The transcript is spliced from 9 exons. The record is from RefSeq and is a predicted model, not a curated record. Gene Ontology annotation, biological process: positive regulation of ERAD pathway. Gene Ontology annotation, cellular component: endoplasmic reticulum. Gene Ontology annotation, molecular function: ubiquitin protein ligase activity.